Leopardus geoffroyi (Geoffroy's cat) is the source of this 2551-nucleotide messenger RNA. It is a transcript of the gene TMX1, whose product is annotated as thioredoxin related transmembrane protein 1. The record is from RefSeq and is a predicted model, not a curated record. Bases 145 to 981 code for a protein of 278 amino acids. The transcript is spliced from 8 exons. NCBI's taxonomy places the organism in Eukaryota, Metazoa, Chordata, Mammalia, Carnivora, Felidae.
UUGAGUUUCCCAGGAACGCGCGCGCGCGCGCGCAACUGCGCGGUCAUGCGCAUGAGCAGAUUAGCUCUCUGAGGGCGGAAGUGAGGAGCGGCUGCGCAAAGGUGGGGGGCGCUGCGCUUGCUGUGGGGUGGGCGAGCUGCAGAAAUGACGGCCUCCAGGAGUCCCGUGGUUCCUGUGGCAGUGUUGCUGCUGUUGGCUUGCGGGGCUCCCUGGACCCACGGGCGGCGGAGCGACGUGCGCAUCAUCACAGACGAGAACUGGAAAGAGUUGCUGGAAGGAGAGUGGAUGAUAGAAUUUUAUGCUCCAUGGUGUCCUGCUUGUCAGAAUCUUCAACCAGAAUGGGAAAGUUUUGCUGAAUGGGGAGAAGAUCUUGAGGUCAAUGUUGCAAAAGUAGAUGUCACAGAGCAGCCAGGACUGAGUGGACGAUUUAUUAUAACUGCUCUUCCUACUAUUUAUCAUUGUAAAGAUGGUGAAUUUAGGCGCUAUCAGGGCCCAAGGACUAAGAAGGACUUCAUAAACUUUGUAAGUGAGAAAGAGUGGAAGAGUAUUGAACCCGUUUCAUCGUGGUUUGGUCCAGGUUCUGUUCUGAUGAGUAGUAUGUCAGCACUCUUUCAGCUAUCCAUGUGGAUCAGGACUUGCCAUAACUAUUUUAUUGAAGACCUUGGAUUACCAGUUUGGGGAUCAUACACAGUUUUUGCUUUAGCAACUCUGCUUUCAGGACUAUUAUUGGGACUUUGUAUGAUAUUUGUGGCAGAUUGCCUUUUUCCUUCAAAAAGGCGUAGACCACAGCCAUACCCUUCCAAAAAAUUAUUACCAGAAUCUUCUCAACCUUUGAAAAAAGUGGAGGAGGAACAAGAGGCUGAUGAAGAAGAUGUUUCAGAAGAGGAAGCAGGAAGUAAAGAAGGAACAAACAAAGACUUUCCACGGAACACCAUUAGGCAACGUUCUGUGGGUCCUUCAUUGGCCACAGAUCAAUCCUAGUUGAUUUUUAUAGAUAUCAUAAUAUGAUUUUGGCAGAAACAGAAGAUGGAUCAUUCUGGUUUGAAGUAAACUGUGACAUGCUUGUACAUUGCAGGGUUCAGUCUAGAUUGUCAUUAGAUUGGACAGACUAUCUUCAGAGAAUAAAAGUAGCACUACGUAAAAAAGUUUGAAAUAGGAUUUAAGAACAACAGUAUGAUGGUUUGAACAAUUCUUUAGGUUUUGAAAAAUCUGGUGCCAAGCAAUAAGGUUUGAGUAUUUUUAUUUAAUAAUGUUUCAGAUCUUCUGAGUUGAAAAAUUACAUUUCCCGAGUAUUGCAUUAUUGAGGUAUUUUUGGAGAUUACUUUGGAGAAGAUUUCUCAUUUGAUAUAAUUUUUCUCAGUUUCACUGUGUGAAAAAAAGAACAUAUUUCCCAUAAAUGGGAACUUUGCCCAUUGACUCGAGAAAUGUGUGGUUCAGUGACAACUCUGGUCAUUUCACAAAUAUAGUCCAAAAUUUCUUCAUAUUUUUAGAUUAUGCAACUAAUAAAGACUACCUUGCUUUAAUUAGUUUUCUACACAUGGUAAUAUAGGAUAUUCUCCUGAUUUAGGAAGUUUUUGUAUAAGUCCAUGGUGUUGUCUUGAUUCCUAUAAAGGUCGGUUGCCUUUUUUUGUUUCCCUCUGUUCACUGUAUGGUUUAUGUUUUUCUUACCAUGGGUUACAUUUUUCUUUUUCUAAAUUGGAUAAUUUUCUGGAAACAUUUUUCAUGCUUUAAUAAAUAGCCCUUUUUGUUUCAACUGAAGCUUACUGAGGAUUCCUUAAAAUUGAAAAGCUGUUUACUGAUCAUUUAAAAUUUUGGCCACUCAUUUCAGAUUUUAUGUCAUUCUGUUGAACUUCUGAGGUUUUUGUUUGUUUGUUUGUUUUGCAAAUGAAGGUGAACAUUCCUGAUUUUUAUUUGAUCUUGUAGAAAAGCCUUGAUAUUUUACAUUUGAAAAUUCAUAGAAGCUUAAUUUGAUAUAAAAUAAAGUUACCAUUCUACUCAGGAAAAAGCAUCUUAUAGUGUAUGUUUUCACUGUAUAUUCAUCAUCACACAGAAAAUUCUUAAUUGAUUUUACAAAGUCUGUGUAUGCUUGAUGUUUAAAAAUCAUAGCAUUCUUACGUUUUUGAACACAAAGUCUGUAUUCUGCUGUACUUGUUAUUGUGUAGUGUUUCACAGGUGGGCAUCAGCAGGAUGGGACAUUUAAUAUAAUUUUACACCUCAGAGAGUACAGAGCUUUCACUUUACAGCAAAAGGGGGGGGGGUGUUGGGUGGCAGUAAGAACUGUGUUAUCUACAAGAAGGGGAAAAGCCAUAACUCAGAAUGAAUCACUUGCCCAUUAUUUAAUAGACAAUUUCUGUAAUGUCCUGUUUUGUCUAGAUUCUGCUGUGUGAAUCCAUUAGACUUAUACCAUAUCGUAAUGUACAACAGUUUUCUUCAAAGACCUUGCCUUUAGAAUAUUAAAUAUUCUACCAUUGAAGAGUUUUGGAUGUAUAGUAAUUUUGUGAUGCUUUAGAAAAAUAGACUAAGCACAAAAUAAACUUUUCUAAGCACUUCA